AUGUCGACAAUAAUGAAGACCCCACGUCCACGUCUACGAAGACCCCACGUCGAUUCCUUUUUUGACAACGCCGAAAAAGAUUUUAGUUCCUCUAUUUGCCCUGAGUCCAAUCAUGGUGUUACUGGUGACAAGGACAAAAACUCCACUCCCUUGAAACUUUCCUGUUUUACUUCAGAAGCAAAGUUGGAUAAAAAUAAAGAUCUGGUGUUUGAUACGACAAGAAAGUUCCCAACCGACCGUGGUCAUUUUAAGGAAAACAUAACAGAUUGUGAUUUGUAA
This is a messenger RNA of Paramuricea clavata, 279 nucleotides long. The record is from the annotation of a GenBank genome assembly. Lineage: Eukaryota; Metazoa; Cnidaria; Anthozoa; Malacalcyonacea; Plexauridae.